Messenger RNA from Manihot esculenta (cassava), 1090 nucleotides. RefSeq names its product protein SHORT HYPOCOTYL IN WHITE LIGHT 1. The coding region runs from base 109 to 726 and encodes 205 amino acids. The record is from RefSeq and is a predicted model, not a curated record. The transcript is spliced from 3 exons. Lineage: Eukaryota; Viridiplantae; Streptophyta; Magnoliopsida; Malpighiales; Euphorbiaceae. Gene Ontology annotation, biological process: negative regulation of photomorphogenesis; regulation of abscisic acid-activated signaling pathway.
ACAGAGAAACUCCGUUUCCAAGUUUCAAAUAUGCUUCAUGUCUGAUCGCCACUGUCACGGAAAUCACCUACACCACCUAGCUUCUUUCUAUUGUUAUCGCUCAGAGUCAUGUCAUUUACAGUCACUCUAUCUUCUCCCAUUUCCUUCUCUCAAACCCACCACCACCGGCACCGGCUAAGAACUCACUGGUUCCAGUCGCUUCCCAAGUCGACCAUCCGAUUUCUUUCUCUCAAAUCUCCCCCUCCUUUUCUUCUGCUUCCUCAAGCUUCUAGGAGGAAUUCUAGUAAUAAUACUAAUCUCGUAGAUGAUCCUCGGAAUUGGAGUCGAUCGAUUAACAAUGAAUUGUUGGAUGAUGAAGAUGAGGAGGAAGAAGACGAUGAGGAUGAGGAAGAAGAUAGGAGUUUGGAUCUGUUAGUUAGGUUCGUUGAAAAUGUUUUCAAGAAGGUGUCUAAAAGAGCCAGGAAGGCUGUGCGAUCAGUCUUGCCUGCUUCCAUCUCCACCAAAUUGGUGGGGUUUUCAGUAAAUGGGGUCCUAAUUCUCGCAUGUUUGUGGGUUUUGAAGGCAUUUCUUGAGGUGGUUUGCACACUUGGAAGUGUAGUUUUUGCAAGCAUCUUACUCAUACGUGGAAUAUGGGCUGGAAUAACUUAUCUACAAGAAAACCGUUAUCUUAAUAUGAAUGAACAUGAUGAUGACCACGCAUGGACUGGCACACAACCUGCUAAUUGAUUUGUCUACUCACAAUAUGAAAUGUUACAAGGAUUGAAUCCAACAAGCAUCCAAAAUAAAGGAUGAUCAAAAGAUGGCAUCGGGGACAGAUGACUAACUGGUAGUGGGUUGCUUCCACAUGAAGAUGCAGCUGCACAUUUUCCAAUUGGAUAUUAAUAAAAACUGAAACUAAAGACAGGGGAAAGGGGGAGAAGUCGCAAGGCUACUGGAUUAUAUAUUCACGCUAGAAGUGUAUUAAUCUAUUAGUUCAUUUAUUUGAUCAUGUUGUAGCCUUAAGUUACAUUGCUAACAUCAGAAUUACAAUGUUGUAUUGUACUCAUUCUUAAGCAUACAAGUGAGAUGAAAUCAUCCCAUUUCUCUAGAA